AUGGACUUCAGCAACAACACCACCAGCGCCGCCAGCGGCCGUCUCGUCACCGGCCUGUUCCCGGACCGUGCCAGUGCGGAAUCCGCGUUCAAUGCUGCUGGCGAGCGCGGCUACACCAAGGACGACGUGAACCUCGUCAUGUCCGACGAGGCCCGCGCCCAGCACUUCGGUUCGGGCGAGACCGAACUCGGCAACAAGGCCGCGGAAGGCGCCGGCGUGGGCGGACGCCCGCAAGAAGGGCGACAUCGCCAAGGGCAAGGACCUCACGAGCACGUUGACGUUGCUGGUGUGGCUGGUCAUGGGCGCGCUGUGCCUGCGCAUGGCGUGCGACCGCAUCGCGGCGCUGUGCGACAGCCUGCUCGUGCGCGUGGCGGGGGGCUGGCGGGCCGAAGGCUUCGCCCAUGUCGCCGCGCUGCUGGGCUGGCAGAGCGUGGAGCUCGCGCUGCUGCUGGUGGCGGUGCUGGUGGUGCCGGUGGCGGUGCUCGGCACGCUCGUGGAGUACCUGCAGGCGGGGCCGGUGCUGGCGUUCGAGAAGGUCGCGCCCAAGCUCGAGCACCUGAACCCGGCCAGCGGCCUGAAGCGCAUGUUCUCGCUGGACAACCUCGUCGAGCUGCUCAAGGGCAUCUUGAAGACGGCUCUGCUCGUGGGCAUCGGCUGGGCCGUGGCGCGCAGCCUGCUGCCGGAUGCGAUGCGACUGGCCUUGUCCACCGAGCAGCCCGCGCAGCCGCUGGGCGCGCUGGUGUGGCAGGGCACGGUCAAGACGCUCGCGUGGACGGUCGGCGUGUUCGCCGGCGUGGCCUUCCUCGAUCUGCUGUGGACCCGUCACCGCUUCAUGAAAAAGAUGCGCAUGAGCCUGCGUGA
Messenger RNA from Ostertagia ostertagi, 861 nucleotides. Lineage: Eukaryota; Metazoa; Nematoda; Chromadorea; Rhabditida; Trichostrongylidae. The record is from the annotation of a GenBank genome assembly.